UGAUGUCGGAAAAUGGGGUUGGCCAGAGAUAUAUAGGUGUAAAAAAAUAAAUUUCAACCCUAAUUUGCAUUGUUCGGCGGUGUUAUAACAACUUCUUGUGAAGGGUUACGAGUCAAUUUUAGCGAAAAAUCCUGGACGAUUGCUCAUGACGUUUUACGACAACCAUUACGAGGCCUCAGUGCCUGACCUCCCUGUCUACGAAUUUGUUUUGGAUGAUAGUCCAACUUGUCAUCAAUCGCUGAAAUACUGGACUGAUCGGGCUGCUGAGGUGAGCCCAGCUCUUUCAAAACUCACUACCUCUGUGGAAUCAUACUUCAGUACUGGAAUGCAGCACAGUAAAGCAGCAGCUGGGUUUGGUAGUGCACUGGUAGAUGUUGCCAAGUCAGUAGAAAAUGAUAAAGACAUCAGUGAACCAAUAAUAAAGUUUGCAGACAUGCUGCAAAGAAUAGAAUGCUACAAGGAAAUGUUCCUGAGUCAAACACAGAUCCUGACUCUACAACCAUUAGCAGCUCUUACCAAGGAAUUUGAGAAAGCUAAGGACCUUCAGUCUCAAAUGCAAAAAGCCAGAGAUGCAUUGCACGUUGCUUGGGAAAAGUAUUCCAGCCUUGCACACCUCAGCAAUUUGCAAGAGCCCAGUGUAGUCGACCGCCUUGCUCAUGGUGUGCUACAUGCCAGACAUAACUACCAGCGAAUUCUGCUCAAGUAUGUGUCAACACUUAGAGAUAUUCACACUUUAAAGAAGGUGAUUAUUCUUCAAAAAGUUCUAGAGCACAUGCUUGCCCAGUUUUCUUUCUUCAAUUUUGCAUACCAGACAUUGAAAGAUGUAGAGCCAUAUAUGAAUGAUCUUUUCAAAGAACUGCAAAACACACAUGCCAGACUAGAGGAAAAUCUGCAAAAUGAUGAGGAUAUUCAGGCAGCAAGUGAGGCAGAUAUUCUCUCUCUAUAUCAGAAGGAUGCUCAGUCCUUUGCAGAGCCACAGACUACUGUUCUUGGGUCUGCAGCAUUGGGCCAUUCUGUCAACACUGUGAAUGCACAAGCAGGAAAAUUCUUCAACAGAAUUGGGGAUUUGAUUCAAGGAUCCAAGAAAUCUGGCAAGGAUCACCCACGUCAGGAUCAGGAGUGGGAGGUAGUUGAAAAACCUAAGCUAUCUUCAUCUCCACAAGUCACCAGAAAGGGUGAUGUGUCGUCAUCUUCAGAGGGAAAACCCCAACCUGAACGACCAUCUAGUCUGCCAUCCUCCCCUGCCAAGAAAAAGGAGAACUCCUCAACUAGUCCUGAAGGUACCGAUGAUGCUCAAGAUAAAGUCAUUAAAGUUGUACCAGAUGAUCUUCUCAGUCCAAGUUCUGAAGUCACACCACAGGACAACAAUGCAGAGCAAACACAAGGAGAUGGACCAAGAACUGUCAAAGUAUCAACAGGAGAAGGAACUCAAGUUACCUCUUCACAUGGAUGGGAGCAAUGUAAAAGAGGUUAUCUUAGGAUAAAACAGAAAGGCUUUCCCAAAUCAAGAUGGCCACUCCUGUACUUUAUUGUAGACCAAAAAGAUGGAAGGCUGUUGGCCCAAGGUCAAGAGCAGAUCAGUCCAUCAGUUAUGGAAAAUCUGAUUCUUUGUACAGUAAAGUUUUGUACUGCAGGAGAUGCUGACAGAAAUAACUGUUUUCAGCUCAUUUCUCCAAGUAGUGAAAGAAUAUUCCAGGCAGUAACAGAUCAAGAAGUACAAGAGUGGGUAACAGCCAUUCAGAAAGCAACUGCUGAUGCAUUAAGAAAUUCAAAAGCAAAAUUACAGUCUCUUGCCAGAUCACAAGUAGACAGAUCUAGCCAGUCAGCCAAUACGAAGAAAGUAUAUGCACUUGAUGCAUCACAGCGAAUAAGAAAAGUAGAUGGAAACUCAUACUGUGCAGACUGCUCAACACCAAGACCAGACUGGGCAAGUAUAAACCUUGGAAUCUUAGUUUGCAUCGAAUGUUCUGGAAUUCAUCGUAGCCUGGGAGUGCAAGUGUCUAAAGUAAGAUCACUGACGUUAGACAAAUGGGAGGAGCAAACUGUUAAGUUUAUGGAAGGAAUGGGUAACAGUAAAGUGAAUAGGAUAUCUGAAGGCAAGCUUGGAGAAUAUCAGAAACCCACAAGAGAUUGUGCAAAGGAGGAAAGGCAAAAUUUCAUUCGUUUGAAGUACAUUGACCGACAAUUUUCCAUUCCUGAGGACAGCUCAGAUAAGGAGAUUGUAGAAGUGAUGAAAAACAGACCACCAGGAGAAGGCGAAGAUGAACUUUUUAAUGAUUCUGCAGAGUUCCUUGACUUUCUACAAGAGAGAAGCCUUCAUGGAGCUAGCCCAGUCUGCCUUGUGGAAGACUGUAAGGAAUGUCCUCCAUCGUCUUGUAUCCAUAAAGGAAAGUUUGCCUCAUCUCAGCUGAUUGUCUCACCUGAAGAAGGAGAAGAAAGUGAAUGUUAGCACACAAUGAAAAUUAUGGACUAAUGUGAGAUACUGCUGCAAUAACUGUAAUGUUAUUUAAUAAUUUAAUUGUUCUGUGCCAAGAAAUGAAGGUGUAGUUGAAAUGUAAUAAUCAAAAUAAUGUGAAGGGUUUAUCACUCCAAUGAACUUAUUGUCAGUAAUGAUCAAUUCAAACCAGCUUAGUUUGAUGGUGUGACACAAGUGUCACACUAUGUCACACAAGGUACUUUGUACCACAAUGUUGGGUGAAAACUCAAGAAACAAAGGAGAUGGAUUGUAUUUAAUUAGUAACGGUUAACUUUAGCAACGUGACUCGCGUACCAAAUGUCGCUGUAUAAUGAAAACAAAUUUACUUCAUAAAAUUCUGUACAAUAGAGUCUGAUGUGCAGCAUGCAAAGUAUAGACUGUGAUUUCCCAUAACCUCUGUGAACUGCUUGACAAGCUCAACUUAGAAAUUAUUGGAAAAAGGAAUGCUGGAAGAAUCCUGUACAAAAAGGAUUGUCAAUUACUAUUUUAUCCUAUAAGCUAUCACAAUGAAUUCAGACAGAGGCAGAUGUUAACAUUAUUAAUUUGCUCAAAGUAAAGAAGGUUAUUUUUAAAAUAUAAAAACUGUGCAAAUUGUUUCAAGGGGUGAACAUGACUGUUGAUCAGAACUGAUAAUAUUGUUAUAAAUUAUUUAAGAUAGGUUUUUUUUUAAAAAAAGGUCUGUUCCAUGCUGAGAUCUUGGGUUUUGAUAAAAUGAAGCAUUAAAAUUAAUAGUGAUGGGUUACAAAAAUCCAGCAUAGACUAUCAAAAAAAUUGUCAUGAGCUGAGUAGGACAGUUGACUGCUACAACAUCCCUGAAGCACAUAGAUUUUAAUGCAAUUUUACUGGGAAAGUCAUUUCUCUUUUCCCUGCCUGGGUGCAACUUCUCAACCCAGCCAUUAUGAGAAUCAAUCCUAAAGAAACAGGGGUUUCAAUAACUUUUGCUAUAAACUGCUGCGAAUGGUGUGUAAUAAGGCCCCUUUACCUGUAAGGGUCAGGGGGCAUGCUCCCUCAGGGAAAAUUUUAAAUCUAGAAUAUCAGAAAUGCAAUUUCCAACAUCAAAAAGAGUGCUUGCUGGCUAAACAGACAGUAGUGAUUGGUCUUACAGACUGCUGGUAACCAGCCCCUAGAGAAACCCCUAUAGAAUCCAGAGAUACCUGGUAGUUGGAGUUUUAAUGGAGGUAUUAUUUAUUUUAAUAAAUUAAUUUGAUUGGGUACCAUGUCACCAUGCCUCAAUGGUGAUUGGCUUGAGUGAAGAAAAAAAAAGGAAAAAAAUCUUGUGACUAAGGUGGUUCAUGGAUGCUUUUUGGAGGAAAGGGAUUGACAUAUAACAAGUCUUCAAGAAUUUCUAGACAGCAGGGGCCUGUUCCUGCAAAGUCAUGGUAACUUUACAAUGUAAUAUUUCUAAAUUUAAUUCUAUGGAAUGAUAAUGCAAGUCUUAGCUCAUGCACCGGUCUUACCUGUUUCUUUUCCUGAUGUCUCUAUUGUUUGAAUUUGAAAGAAGUCAAAAUCUUGAUCUUCAAUGAAACACACCAAACAAAAGUGGCUUUUUGGGCCUGCAUUUUAAGUCAGUUUGUCUUUUAAGAAAGACACACCAGGAUUGACAUGCAGUGAGCCCACAAUUUCUUUUCAGUCCUUUCAGAGUGAAAAUAUGAUGUAACACAUCAAGUAAAUUUGAACCACCAUUAUAUGUUAAAGUUAACUUAAUAAAGUGUUGGAAACUCUCA
This is a messenger RNA of Stylophora pistillata, 4200 nucleotides long. Its product is annotated as arf-GAP with coiled-coil, ANK repeat and PH domain-containing protein 3. The record is from RefSeq and is a predicted model, not a curated record. Gene Ontology annotation, molecular function: GTPase activator activity; protein binding. Gene Ontology annotation, cellular component: cytoplasm. Lineage: Eukaryota; Metazoa; Cnidaria; Anthozoa; Scleractinia; Pocilloporidae.